GGACCUCUCCCACCGCUGCCGAAGUCACUGUUGAAGCAGUUCCACCCCACGUUGUUGAAGGGGAGAACGUUGUUUUAGUUGCCCACAAUAUGCCAGCAGAAUACAACUUCUUUUUCUGGUACAGGGUACAAACGUCUCAAGAGGAAUUAAUAGCAAAAUUUAUAAAAUCCCAAGAAAUGUUCCAAAAUGGGCCUGCAUACACAGGCAGAGACAUGGUUUACCCCAAUGGAUCCUUGGUCAUCCAGAACGUCACUCACAGCGAUGCAGGAGUCUACACACUACGUGUGAUAGUACACUAUACUGAUAAAAGGAGUUCAUCUGUGCAGUUCCAUGUACACCAACCAGUGACCAUACCCUCCAUCCAAGUCACCAACUCCACAGUCAAAGACCUAAUCUCUGUGUUCCUGAAAUGCUUGUCAAACGACACUGGGAUCUCAAUCCAUUGGCUCUUUAAAGGCAAGAGUCUGGUUAUCACAAAUAGGAUGAGGCUGUCUCCGAACAACCGCUCCCUCCAAAUAGACCCUGCCAGGAAUGAAGAUUCUGGGGACUAUCAGUGUGAAGUAUCCAAUCAAGCCAGUUCCAAGAGGAGUGACCCCAUCCAGCUGGACAUAAUAUAUCCAGUGACUCCACCCUCCAUCCAAGUCACCAACUCCACAGUCAAAGACCUAAUCUCUGUGUUCCUGAACUGCUUGUCAAAUGACACCGGGAUCUUUAUCCAUUGGCUCUUCAAAGGCAAGAGUCUGGUUAUUACAAAUAGGACAAGGCUGUCCACAAACAACCGCACCCUCCAAAUAGACUCUGUGAAGAUUGAAGAUUCUGGGGACUAUCAGUGUGAAGUAUCCAAUCAAGUCAGUUCCAAGAGGAGUGACCCCAUCCAGCUGGACAUAAUACAUCCAGUGACUCCACCCUCCAUCCAAGUCACCAACACCACAGUCAAAGAGCUGGUGUCUAUAUCCCUGACCUGCUUGUCAAAUCACACUGGGAUCUCCAUCUAUUGGCUCUUCAACUCUCAGCGUCUAAGAAUCACAAAUAAGAUGAGGCUGUCCCCGAACAACAGCACCCUGCAAAUAGACCCUGCCAGGAGUGAGGAUUCAGGGGACUAUCAGUGUGAGGUAACCAAGGGAUUCGUUAACAAGAGGAGUGACCGCAUUACUCUGAACAUAAUAGAUCCAGUGACUCCACCCUUCAUCCAAGUCACCAACACCACAGUCAAAGAUAUGACCUCUGUGUUCCUGACCUGCUUGUCAAACGACACUGGGAUCUCCAUCCAUUGGCUCUUCAAAGGCCAGAGUGUGGAGCUCACAGACAGGGUAAGGCUGUCCCAGAACAACAGCACCCUCCAAAUAGACUCUGUGAGGAGUGAGGAUUCCGGGGACUAUCAGUGUAAAGUAUCCAAUCAAAUCAGUUCCAAGAGGAGUGACCCCAUCCAGCUGGACAUAAAACGUGUAGAACCUGUUGAUUUUGGACCUCCAAAACCAAAAGAACAUCGGCCCUCAUCAAGGGGUAUUAUCGGCAUUGUUGCUCAAUGUCUGAUGGGGCUGAUUGCAGUAAUAUUUGUACUGGUUUUCCUGUGGCGCAGCCGUCGUGGCAGGGAGCUACAAAUUGAGAACAACAUUAAACAGAUGGACAAUGAGCCAACCAACCUCAAUGAGCCAACCAACCUCAAUGAAACCUCAAAAGCAGCCUCAAAUGUGAAACCUCAAAACAAAGAGAAGAAAACAGGCAAGAAGUAAGAGCAUGCUCAGUGAGGACAACUGGACCCAUCCACCCACAGUGGAUGGAGCUUCACAUUAUUUCCUGAAAAACAAUGUCCAGCAACCCAAAUCCCUAACUUCAGCCUUCCCAUCUCCACCAGCAACAACAACAGUCUUCUGAAAUAAAAACACAGUGAUGAGACCUGUCCCACUAA
Molecule: messenger RNA, 1909 nt
Organism: Peromyscus leucopus (white-footed mouse)
Lineage: Eukaryota; Metazoa; Chordata; Mammalia; Rodentia; Cricetidae
Product: carcinoembryonic antigen-related cell adhesion molecule 1-like
Exons: 9
Coding region: 90-1733 (547 amino acids)
Biological process (GO): T cell activation
Cellular component (GO): external side of plasma membrane
Source: RefSeq, a predicted model, not a curated record